Toxotes jaculatrix (banded archerfish) is the source of this 2722-nucleotide messenger RNA. Its product is annotated as fibrillin-3. Gene Ontology annotation, molecular function: calcium ion binding. The record is from RefSeq and is a predicted model, not a curated record. The transcript is spliced from 20 exons. NCBI's taxonomy places the organism in Eukaryota, Metazoa, Chordata, Actinopteri, Toxotidae. The coding region runs from base 12 to 2201 and encodes 729 amino acids.
GAAACCAGGUGAUGCUGGAGAGCAGCACCAGCUGUGGCUGCUCAUCUGGCAUGGUGAAGGUUGGUGACAGCUGUACCUGUCCUGUGGGCUUUACUUUGGAGGGAGCUGCAGAGUGUAAAGAUGUUGAUGAGUGUGAAGGAGAAGCGCCAGGACCAUGUGGUCUCCACGCCAGCUGCACUAACAUCGCUGGCUCUUACUCAUGUAGCUGUCUCCGUGGUUACCUGAUGGGUGCUGGAGGGUGCCAGGAUAUAGAUGAAUGUGCUCUGGCUGCAGUGACGGGCCUGCAGGCCUGCCAGGGUGACGCUGAAUGCAAGAACACCCCUGGUUCCUUCACCUGCUCGUGCCCUGUGGGAUAUGUAAUGGCCCUAAAUGGACAAAGCUGUGUAGAUGUGGAUGAGUGUAGCUUCGAGGAACAGUGUCGGCGUGAACUGGGAAAUGUGUGCGUGAACACCCCUGGAAGCUUUAUAUGCCGGUGCCAGCUGGGUUUCAGAGCGGAGGCCCCCGCCUGCGUUGGUCCUGUGUGUCCAGAUUACACCGUAUGUCAAGAUGUGGAUGAAUGUACGGAGAGUCCUGCGGUGUGUGAUGGUCAGGGUGUGUGUGAGAACACGCUUGGGAGCUAUAAGUGUGUUUGUCGGCCAGGUUACCGGGGAAACGGCACACACUGCGAAGAUGAGAAUGAGUGUGCAUCAGGUGGUCAUGGGUGUGAUACCAACGCACAGUGUGGCAACAUCAUUGGCUCAUAUUUCUGCCAAUGCUACCAGGGUUUCAAUGGAGAUGGACACUCUUGUUUUGACGUUGAUGAGUGUGCCAUGAACAACGGCCACUGCGAACACAACUGCACCAAUGAACCAGGAGGGUACAGCUGCCAGUGUGCCUCCGGAUACCAGCUGGACCAGGGUGGACACAACUGCACAGAUGUGGACGAGUGCUUAGCGCUGAAUGGGACCUGUGAGCAUAUUUGCGUCAACACUCUUGGAUCUUUCCAGUGCUCAUGCAGGCCCGGCUACCAGCUGCACAUCGAUGGCCACACCUGUGUGGACAUUGAUGAAUGUAAACUCCAGAAUGGCGCCUGCUCCCACACUUGCACCAACUUUCCAGGAGGACACACUUGCCACUGCCCUCCUCCUCUGCUUUUAGACAUGGACAACCUCACCUGUGGCAAUGUUACAUCUUGUAAGCUGAGGAAUGGCGGGUGCGACCACAUAUGCACUGUGAGGGCUGAGGGCCAAUUCCAGUGUGGCUGUCGGACAGGCUGGAAGCUGGGGGAGGACCUGAGGAGCUGCGUGGAUGUGAACGAGUGUGGGGACUUCAUGAACGGAGGCUGUGAGCAGCUCUGCGUGAACCAUCCUGGUGGGUUCAACUGCACCUGCAGGGAAGGGUAUGAAGUUCGAACCGAUGAUCUCACCAAGUGCCAGCCUGUGUGUGACCCUCCGUGUCAGAACUACGGAUUGUGUGUGGCCCCAAAUAGCUGUGACUGUCCUCCAGGAUACCCUGGUGUGGGCUGCUCAGCCAUGUGUUCUCCACCCUGUGCCCAUGGAGGUACCUGCAUGCGCUGGAACAAAUGUUUGUGUCCUCCUGGAUGGACCGGAGCAGGUUGCCACACAGCGGUGUGUGAGUUGCCCUGUGCUAACGGUGGUCGCUGUGUGGGGCCUGAUACCUGCCAGUGUCCCUCGGACUACACCGGCCACCAGUGUCUUUUGCCCCUGUGCACUCCUGCCUGUCAAAACGGGGGAAGAUGUGUGGAUGUCAACAAAUGCACAUGUGUUGGCGGAUGGCAAGGCGCUCGUUGCCAGAUAGAGCCUGUUCAGUGUCAGAAGCCUUGUAAGAAUGAUGGAGUGUGUGUUGGCCUCAACAGGUGCCGCUGCGCCAAAGGCUUCACUGGGAGCCUCUGUGAAACGGCGGUGACCACCCCUUGUGUGCCACCCUGCCAGCACGGAGCCACCUGUAGUCCUCACAACACCUGCACCUGUCCAGAGGGCACUGCAGGCCUGCGCUGUGAGAGACUGACGUGCCCUGUGGUCACCACGGUGGUCAGUAUGGCUCGAGCGGUGAGAAAGGCAUUUAGGGAGAGUUAUGUUGACCGCUGUGGACCCCUGGGAGUUCAGCUUUGCACUAAAUACAGGAUAAACCAGGCACGCGUCUACCUGCAGGCUUACAGGGUGGGCUACAAAAUCCAGUGUCCUGAGACGAAGGGCAGAUGAGCCAUGCUGUCUAAAAGCUCCUUGUCAUGAGGAAACUUCACGUACCAGACAACAGUUUGGGCAUCAGACAAGAAGUGAAAUGAGACAAGCCUCCAUUUUGACAUGAAAAGGGGACAUAAUUGUAUCAUAGAGGCUGUUUAUUUGGUUUGUGAUAUAUGUAGACAGUUAUCUCAGUUUUGUAUACAAUCAUAUCUUGUUUACAUUUCAUGAUAAAUUUUCCUUUUUAAAUCAAAUGUACAAUGAAUUCGUUAUUUGUAAUGUUUGUAUAUGGCAGCUGAAAGUUAAAACUGAUACUGUUACACUUAUUGUCUUUUUACAAAAUGAUCUCUGAUCUCUUGUUAAUGAUUGUCUAAUAAUGACAGAGAAAGGUCGUACUGAAAGAGUUCACUGAAUAUUCCCAAUAAAGAUAAACCGAUGCAAACACAUUCACACGUUUUUUACAAUGACGGCUUAGACUUCAAACUAGAAUUACUGUGUUGAUGCUGGGACAGGACCACCCCUAACAAAGCUUAUGUACUUAA